UCUUUGCAUCACAAGUCUGAGAGUUGGGACGAUCAUAUACGUAUACUGAAGAUAAUUACGGAAAUGUUCCUCCCUCAUGUUGCUUUGUCAGAGCUGGAGGCUGAGUGCUUCUCCAAAAUCUUACCAAAGGCGGUGACAAUGUUUGACAGCAUGAUGAAAGAAAUCUUGGACCAAGUUGGAGGGCUAUCCAGUCAAAAUACUGAACUGUGUUCCUUACUAAGAAAUAUUCUACAGGCAAUGAUGCAGAUAAUUGAUGCUCUGUCCACAUGUGUACGUCACGUUGGCACGUUUGAGGAAGCACCUGACUUAGAAGCCAUCCGCUCGUUACCAACUUGUAUCCUGAAAGUCCUGAGGGAAACAUUUCAGCACUGCAAGGACAGUGAGGUGGUUUACUGUGGCCGUCUGUCCCUGGUGGCUGACCUGCUGCAGGGACUUUUCAAAGAGGCCUACACCCUCCAGAAGGGUCUUUUGGAGCUGCUGGACAGGAUCUCCCUCGAAAGCAGCGCCUCAGAGGAGGAGGUCUCUGAUAUUGUAACAGUGAUUCACAGCCUGCUGGAUAUCUGCUCUAUUAUCUCCAACCUGGACAUAGCACUGCAUGCAAACACAUGGAAAUUCCUCAUCAAACAGAGUUUGAAGUACCAGUCAUUGGUGGAGGAACAUCUGCAUCACUGUGACAUCAGCAGCAGCUUGUAUGACAACCUUUUGGUCUCCUUCCACAACUGUGUGGAGCUGGCUGAACAGAUGAAACAUGCUGGUCUGCAGGAGGAUACACAAAGCCCAGAAUACAAGCUGUUCCAGAAAAGUGCAAAGAUGUGUAGAUUUUUUGCAAAUACUUUGGUUCAUUACAUAAAGGAAUUCAAAUGUUUUCUGACAAAGUAUUGUAGCUGCUUUCACCAACUCUACCUCCAGAUCAUCAGUAAGUUCCCUCCCAGCAUGUGUGCUCCAGCACUGCCCUCGGCUCUGUCUGAGGAGCUGAAAGCAGCAGCUUUGGUUCCCAUGGAGGCCCUCCUGCUCCAGCUGUUGCCUUUAAGGCCUUUCGCUGAAGUUGUCCUCCAGCAGAACCCGCCGUUAAGUCCUGAGCAUGAGCUCCCUCAGUGUCUUUUACUAGUAAAUGUCCUGGGUCAGCUUUCCUCCCAACCAGAGGAGGUGCUGCCGCUUUGGUACACUGGCAGCCAGUUCUCAGAAGAGACACCCAGGCUUCCUCUCUACCAGGCCUUGUUCACUAUUUUCAGGCGAUGCUAUACUGAGCGUCAGGUACCGGUGCUGUUGCCAGGAGUGAUGAUGAAGGGUCAGGCCCAGGUCCAGGUCACCCUGCACCACCACAUCUGUGUGCAGCUUUGUGCCAGUGUGGCUGCACUUCCCCCAGUGUACUUCCCCAUGCUGGAACGUUGUUUGGUCAGUGCUGUACUGCAGGCUGAUACUCAGACAGCUCUACUGGCAACCGAUGUGUGGUGCUUUACAGCCCGGUAUGGGACAGCAGAACUUUGUCUACAUCAUGUCGUCCUCAUUGCUCAGCUGGUGAAAGCUUGCACCACUGAGUGUUACCAGUUGUUCCACCUGGGCCUGCUGCUCAAACGCAUGGUUUUCCUCAUGACGCCGAACCACCAGAUGGAGUUGGUGUCACGUUUCCCACCUUCUGAUGUGGAAAACCUUCCAGUGUGGCGACAUGUCCUCCUCAGAGCUCUUUCUCAUGAUGCCCGUCACCGUGUAGAGACAGACAUCACUGGCUUGGCUCAAAAAGCUCUGACUGACUGGCAGACUGGAGGGCACAAACUAGGACAAGUGAACAAAGUGGCUUUGUUGUGUGUGGAUACUGUGGUGGCUCAGAAGUGUGCAGAUCAGCUGCUGCUUGCUGCUCUGGAGUUCCUCUCCUCCCUGGGGAAGAUCUUUGUACCUCCUGAGAGCCAGAAUCUAAUUCUGCCGAGGCUGAGCAGCCUGUUUGGAGUCCUGCUGUCUGACAGACUCUGGCUGCUGCAUCAGCACGCCCUGGAGGCCUUUUCUCACUUUGCUGAGAUUACAAACCAUGAGGAGGUCAUUUCUCAGAGUUUGUGUGAUGAAGAAACCAAGACGAGGGUCGUGAACUAUCUUAGCAAGACUGUGAAUGCACAGGAAGAUGCAGAGUCACGGCUACAGAGGCUUAAACUGGAAACAGCAGUUAUUGAGCAACACAAUGAGAAGCUGGAGAACAACAAAGAAAAUGCUUUGAACAAUCCCGCUGACACCGUUGUAGAUUCAGAGCCAAGCCCAAAGAGAGCUCGGCAGGAGACCAGUGCAGAGGAGGCGUACAGCCGCUACAUCCAGACAGCUGAGAGUGCUUUGAAAGCCCUUCAGGCUCUCGCGGAGGGUAAAGCCCACACUACUGCGCCACCUCCACAGUGGCUGGAGUCCAGACUACAACAACUGCAGACCAUCAUAACCCACAUCAGUACAGCCAGACACACAACCUAGCUGUUCCAGUUUGUUUUAUAGCGCCAAAUUGUUUACACUAUGUAUAGAAAAACUAUUUAAUCACAGUCUGGGCCUGUGGAAGUCAGUAUACACUUUACUGCUGCUGAACUUUUUAAACCCGUCUGUGGUCAGUGUUUGAUUGAUGUUGUUUAUUAAACUUGUUUGAAUACAAA
This is a messenger RNA of Morone saxatilis (striped sea-bass), 2621 nucleotides long. RefSeq names its product chromosome unknown C1orf112 homolog (gene firrm). The record is from RefSeq and is a predicted model, not a curated record. The transcript is spliced from 21 exons. Lineage: Eukaryota; Metazoa; Chordata; Actinopteri; Moronidae. Bases 64 to 2448 code for a protein of 794 amino acids.